AUGUGCUCCGGGCUCCCGGCUCUCCUGCUGCCCAUCUGGCUCUCCUGGACCCUGGGGACGCGAGGCUCAGAGCCCCGCAGCGUGAACGAUCCUGGGAACAUGUCCUUUGUGAAGGAGACGGUGGACAAGCUGUUGAAAGGCUACGACAUUCGCCUAAGACCCGACUUCGGGGGUCCCCCGGUCUGCGUGGGGAUGAACAUCGACAUCGCCAGCAUAGACAUGGUUUCCGAAGUCAACAUGGAUUACACCUUGACCAUGUAUUUUCAACAAUACUGGAGAGAUAAAAGGCUCGCCUAUUCUGGGAUCCCUCUCAACCUCACGCUGGACAAUCGAGUGGCUGACCAGCUCUGGGUGCCUGACACAUAUUUCUUAAAUGACAAAAAGUCAUUUGUGCAUGGAGUGACAGUGAAGAACCGCAUGAUCCGCCUCCACCCCGACGGGACGGUGCUCUACGGGCUCAGAAUCACCACAACCGCAGCAUGCAUGAUGGACCUGAGAAGAUACCCUUUGGAUGAGCAGAACUGCACUCUGGAGAUUGAAAGCUAUGGCUACACCACGGAUGACAUUGAAUUUUACUGGCGCGGUGGUGAUAAGGCUGUUACUGGAGUGGAGAGAAUUGAGCUCCCACAGUUCUCCAUCGUGGAGCAUCGUCUGGUCUCCAGGAAUGUUGUUUUUGCCACAGGUGCCUACCCUCGGCUCUCACUGAGCUUUCGGUUGAAGAGAAACAUUGGAUACUUCAUUCUCCAGACCUACAUGCCCUCUAUCCUAAUUACAAUUCUCUCAUGGGUAUCCUUCUGGAUCAAUUAUGAUGCAUCUGCGGCUAGAGUUGCCCUUGGGAUCACCACCGUGCUGACCAUGACGACCAUCAACACACAUCUUCGGGAGACGUUGCCCAAAAUCCCCUAUGUCAAAGCCAUUGACAUGUACCUCAUGGGCUGCUUUGUCUUUGUGUUUCUGGCCCUUCUGGAGUAUGCCUUUGUCAACUACAUUUUCUUUGGAAGAGGCCCUCAAAGGCAGAAGAAGCUUGCGGAAAAGACCGCCAAGGCAAAGAAUGACCGUUCAAAGGGUGACAGCAACCGGGUGGAUGCUCAUGGAAAUAUUCUGUUAACAUCGCUAGAGGUUCACAAUGAAAUGAAUGAGGUCACAGGUGGCAUUGGUGAUACCAGGAAUUCAGCAAUAUCCUUUGACAACUCAGGAAUCCAGUACAGGAAACAGAGCAUGCCUCGGGAAGGGCAUGGGCGACACAUGGGGGACAGAAGCAUCCCGCACAAGAAGACCCAUCUACGGAGGAGGUCUUCACAGCUCAAAAUUAAAAUCCCUGAUCUAACCGAUGUGAAUGCCAUAGACAGAUGGUCCCGGAUCGUGUUUCCAUUCACUUUUUCUCUUUUCAACUUAGUUUACUGGCUGUACUAUGUUAACUGA
Molecule: messenger RNA, 1422 nt
Organism: Mesoplodon densirostris (Blainville's beaked whale)
Lineage: Eukaryota; Metazoa; Chordata; Mammalia; Artiodactyla; Ziphiidae
Gene: GABRB3
Product: gamma-aminobutyric acid type A receptor subunit beta3
Exons: 9
Coding region: 1-1422 (473 amino acids)
Biological process (GO): signal transduction; chemical synaptic transmission; regulation of membrane potential
Cellular component (GO): GABA-A receptor complex; synapse; neuron projection
Molecular function (GO): neurotransmitter receptor activity; extracellular ligand-gated monoatomic ion channel activity; GABA-A receptor activity
Source: RefSeq, a predicted model, not a curated record